GCGAAAUGUGUGGCAAGCAAUUCUGGUGGUACUCUCACAAGAUGGAAGGUUGGAAAGCACUGUAGACUGACCCAAAAGGGAUCCACUGGAAGGUAUUCUGGAAUAGAACGAGUGAAAAAUGAGGCUGGAAGACGGACUAAGAAAGUUUCUUAUUGUGGUUGGUCAAAUCAGUCUUGCUGUUGGAGUUGACCAAGAACAGGAUCCCUCUUACUGGAACACCCAAGCCAGGGCGACCCUGCAGGCUGCGCUGAAACUUCGCCCGCAGGCCCACCGAGCCAAGAACAUCAUCUUAUUCCUGGGGGAUGGGAUGGGCGUUUCGACCGUGUCUGCCGCACGCAUCCUGCGAGGACAGAUGGAGGGUCACCCGGGAGAGGAGACGGUACUCGCCAUGGACUCCUUCCCGUACCUCGCCCUCUCCAAGACGUACAGCGUGGACAAGCAGGUGGCAGACAGCGCGAGCACAGCCACGGCCUACCACUGCGGCGUCAAGGCCAACAGCAAGACAGUGGGCCUGAGUGCCGCCUCCUCGCCUUACGAGUGCAACACCACGUUCGGCAACGAGGUGUCCUCUGUGCUGCACCGCGCGAAAGCACAAGGCAAGUCAGUCGGCAUCGUGACCACCACCCGCGUGCAGCACGCCUCGCCAGCCGCCGCGUAUGCCCACUCGGUCAGCCGCAGCUGGUACAGUGAUGCCGACAUGCCGUCCAGUGCCCGACGGGAGGGCUGCACCGACAUCGCCAUGCAGCUCAUCUCCAACACUGACAUCGACGUUAUCCUUGGCGGUGGGCGCAUGUACAUGACCCCGAAGGGCACUCCUGACCCUGAGUAUCCCUCCUCCAAUUCCCGCCAAGGGCACCGCAAGGACAAAAAGAACCUUGUUGAUGUCUGGUUGAAGGCCAGGCAGGGAAAGAAUGCCCAGUAUGUAUGGCACAAGGAGCAGUUUGAUGCUGUAGAUGUGAAGUCCACUGACCGCCUCAUGGGUCUGUUUGAGCCCAAAGACAUGAGGUUUGAGCUGUUUCGUAACAGAACUCGGGACCCGUCUAUUGUUGACAUGACAGAGAAAGCCAUUCGGAUCCUCAGCAAGAACCCCAAAGGCUUCUUCCUCUUUGUGGAAGGAGGGAGAAUCGACCACGGGCAUCACGAUGGCAUCGCCAAGCUAGCCUUGACAGAAGUGGUGAUGUUUGACCGUGCGGUUCAGCGUGCCUCCCAGCUGACUGAUGAGUCAGACACCCUCACCGUUGUCACUGCUGACCACUCUCACGUCUUCACUUUUGGAGGAAACACCCCCCGGGGAAACCCAAUCUUUGGCCUGGCCCCCAAGAAGGCAGAUGACAUGAUGCCCUUUACCAGUAUAUUGUAUGCCAACGGACCUGGAUACAUGCAUGUAAACGGAACACGAGGAAACAUCACCUCUGUGGAUUACUUGGAUGAGGAGUACAUGCAGCAGGCCGCUGUACCCCUGGACUCAGAGACACACGGUGGAGAGGAUGUGGCUAUCUAUGCCAAGGGUCCCAUGGCCCACCUCUUCCAUGGGGUGAAGGAGCAGAACUACGUGGCCCACGUGCUGGCCUACGCUGCCUGCCUGGAGCCCUACACUGACUGUCCUCCAAACACACCGGGCUCUGGUGGAUCCAGAGCUUCUGUCCCCUGGGGGAUUUUCUUCCUCAAUACAAUAAUCUGGCUCGGAUCCACAUGACCAUACACCCCUCGAUCCCUUCAUCAGACCUUCUCUUCCCAGCCCUCAGUGCAACCUCCUGCACAUGUGAGAUGGAGAUCUUUGCUCAGGCAUGUCCUGUGCGGCUCCUUCUUGUGGGCCGUGGUUUCUCACUACUUAACGUGUCCCAUUACGUCCAAAUUCCAGACUUUUUUGGUCAAUGCGAGACGCCAGACUUUUUCCUUCAUGGCAUUAGAGAUUCACCACAAUCCUUGGAUGAACUUCUUUGCAGAGCGGAAGAGCCAACUGCAGACGAGCAGAUUCUUUUGUUGUUCAGGUGGAGUUUUUGCAAAAGUCAUUUUGUCAUGUAAAUAUUGCGUGACUAUGCCCAUGCUAUUAAUGAGGUCAAACAGAGAUCAAACUUAAGAACAUAAAAUAUUUAAACGGAAUCUAAGCAUUUAAAUGUCAGAAGUCCUUUUAAAUGUCAGUUCAAUAAAUAACAUUCCUCUGAGCCUGUUCGCCACGAUCAAAUAACGGGGUUGUGUUUUUAAGUUUCUCAACAAAUGUGUUUUGUAUAGGGAUACUUCAAAUAACUUUAAUUCUCUUAAGUUUUUAAAAUUCAGAAACAUCAAUGCAUAAAACACAUAAAAGGAAUGGGAAAAGUCAUUUGGACCGAACCAAUUUAAUUCUUUCGUUUAACCCGGGAGCGUUCCAUUGUCUUUUUUU
Molecule: messenger RNA, 2380 nt
Organism: Scleropages formosus (Asian bonytongue)
Lineage: Eukaryota; Metazoa; Chordata; Actinopteri; Osteoglossiformes; Osteoglossidae
Gene: alpi.1
Product: alkaline phosphatase, intestinal, tandem duplicate 1
Exons: 11
Coding region: 119-1696 (525 amino acids)
Biological process (GO): dephosphorylation
Cellular component (GO): plasma membrane
Molecular function (GO): alkaline phosphatase activity
Source: RefSeq, a predicted model, not a curated record